Messenger RNA from Pyrus x bretschneideri (Chinese white pear), 627 nucleotides. RefSeq lists its product as uncharacterized. The record is from RefSeq and is a predicted model, not a curated record. Gene Ontology annotation, biological process: proteolysis. The transcript has 3 exons. Gene Ontology annotation, molecular function: cysteine-type peptidase activity. Bases 1 to 627 code for a protein of 208 amino acids. NCBI's taxonomy places the organism in Eukaryota, Viridiplantae, Streptophyta, Magnoliopsida, Rosales, Rosaceae.
AUGUGGAGUAAGUCAUCCUGUUGUUUUAACACCAAUAGAAAGGCUGUUGCAAACUUGGUCAAGGGUUUUAGAUUUGGUAUUGCUGCCAUCUACCACCACAAUGGUUCAACCUCAAGGUCUCUCCGCCGCCGCGAAAAGAGUCCUCAUUCGACCAAAUCAUUGCUCAUGCAGGGCCAAAGCUACAGAAUAAGCAUCCUUGGCCGUCCAUCCCCUUAUUCUAUGAACCAUCUACUCCUCGGCCGUCCAUCUCCUUAUUCUAUGGAUCAUCCCAUGGCUCCUGCCCGUUUCUCCGUGGAGGAGUAUAACAAGAAAAAGGGCAGUGACCGAGAUUAUAUUGUGGACUGGAGGCCCAUCAUGGGUCCUAUCCGCGACCAGAUGGAUAGUUCCCAUUGUUGGGCCAUAUCCACAUGCGUAUGCGCCGAGGCGCUAUAUGCUCUAGAGACACGGAGACGAGUUAUGCUCUCCCCGCAAAGUAUCGUGCGCCGUUUAAGAGUUUCCAGUGAUCGAGGUUAUUCUCUGAGCAAGUCUUUUCAGCUGAUGAACACUGGUGGUGCUGUACUCGAGAAAGAUUGGCCGUAUAUGGGGAAGCGAAAGAAGGUCAGAUUUUCAUUGGUGAAAUUAGCUUAA